GGUAUAAACACUAAGUAAACUGUAGUCUGUAACCAAUGACCGGUGUUGAGCUAAGCUGUGAUUAAGAUUAAUAAAAAACAUUUAUAAAUAUUUAAUUUAUAACAAGCAGUGUGCUGAAACGGAUAAAUAAUAACAAUCAAAAAGUAGAAUAAUGACUUUCCUAGAAGACACAUUAAUAGUUUUUAUAUCUCAAGCAAUAUUUUUUAUAGGCGGUUGGAUAUUCUUUGUGAAACAAUUAUUCCGGGACUAUGAAGUGCACCAUAGUCUUGUGCAGCUAAUAUUUUCUGUUACAUUUGCUUUGAGCUGUACAAUGUUUGAACUUAUCAUAUUUGAGAUUAUUGGCUAUUUAGAUUCAAGUUCAAGAUAUUUCCAUUGGAAUUUGGGGCUUUAUUCAUUGCUAUUUAUGGUGAUUGCUCUGAUACCAUUCUACAUUGCCUACUAUUGCAUCAGUAAUAUACAAUUUUUGUCAAGAUCGCACAUACGGCCAUUAACAAUAUUUGUUUGGCUAGUAUAUUUAUAUUUCUUUUGGAAGAUCGGUGAUCCAUUUCCCAUAUUGAGUCCUAAACAGGGCAUAUUUUCUAUAGAGCAAGGAGUAUCUCGUAUAGGCGUAAUAGGAGUGACUGUAAUGGCGUUACUAUCUGGUUUCGGUGCUGUCAACUAUCCCUACACAUCCAUGGCUAUAUUUAUCAGACCAGUUACCCAAUCAGAUGUAUUGUCAAUAGAAAAAAAGCUGCUACAAACAAUGGAUAUGAUUUUAGUUAAAAAGAAAAGGAUAGCAUUAGCUGAGUCGAAUAGUGUGGGAGCGAGACAGAAUUAUAUGAUGGAUCAGUCAAAUGUGAAGAAUAGGGGUUUUUGGACAAAUAUUUUGUCUAGUGUUGGGAGUAUUACUAACCCAUUAAGUCAGGGGACUGAAAAUAUUUCACAGCUUCGCCAAGAGAUAGCUGGGUUGGAGGAGUUAAGUAGACAAUUGUUCCUCGAAGCACAUGACGCUAGAACUAUGAGAGAGAAAAUUGAAUGGUCCACCACUUUUCAAGGGAAAUACUUCAAUUUCCUCGGAUACUUCUUCUCUUUGUAUUGUUUAUGGAAGAUUUUCAUUUCGACAAUUAACAUAGUGUUCGACCGAGUUGGUAAAAAGGACCCUGUGACGCGAGGCUUAGAGUUGGUAGUGCAUUGGCUCGGAUGGAACAUUGAUCUUGCGUUUUGGUCCCAACAUGUCUCAUUUAUCUUGGUCGGUUGUAUUGUGCUGACCAGCAUACGUGGAUUACUAUUAACAUUAACUAAGUUCUUCUACAAAAUAUCGUCAUCAAAAUCAUCGAACAUCAUAGUUUUGAUACUUGCUCAAAUUAUGGGUAUGUAUUUUUGCUCGUCUGUCCUUUUAAUGCGGAUGAAUAUGCCACCGGAGUACAGGAUUAUCGUGACGCAAGUGUUGGGUGACUUGCAGUUUAACUUCUAUCAUCGCUGGUUCGAUGUUAUAUUUUUAGUAAGCGCUUUAACAAGCAUUUUUACACUUUAUCUUGCGCAUAAGCAGCCAUCUGUUAAUUAGAGUUUAGAAACAUCUCGUCAUAGUCGUAGAAUAGUGACGGAUCUGACAAAUAGUAAACUUUACAGGGCAGCCAUUUGAAAAUAAUAUAAUCAUGUUAGGGAGCGUUCAAGUAUUACGUCACGCAAUUUUUGGAGAUUAUUGACCCCCCCCCCAUGUAACGCGUCGUAACGUUUUUCUUUACCCAAUAGUAAAACGUUUCGUGACUACCCGGUGACUCUUUUUACCUAAAAUAUACCAUUAUGUGGUGUAAAGUACUGGAAAGUCGAAAAUAAUAUUAACAAUAACGCGUAAUUCAAUCCCGUUAACGUUUACAAAAGGGGGGGUCCUUUUGUAAACGUUAACGGGAUUUGGAACGUUAACGGAUUAGGGAACCCCUAAAAUUCGUUACGUAAUACUUGAACGCUCCCUUAGAUUUUUGUCAUAACUUUUUUAAUUCGUAUUCUGUAAUUGUGAAAAUUGGCAUACAAGCAAACAAUA
Molecule: messenger RNA, 2020 nt
Organism: Pieris napi
Lineage: Eukaryota; Metazoa; Arthropoda; Insecta; Lepidoptera; Pieridae
Gene: GPHR
Product: Golgi pH regulator
Exons: 9
Coding region: 152-1543 (463 amino acids)
Biological process (GO): intracellular pH reduction
Cellular component (GO): Golgi cisterna membrane
Molecular function (GO): voltage-gated monoatomic anion channel activity
Source: RefSeq, a predicted model, not a curated record